Racocetra fulgida is the source of this 458-nucleotide messenger RNA. NCBI's taxonomy places the organism in Eukaryota, Fungi, Glomeromycota, Glomeromycetes, Diversisporales, Gigasporaceae. The record is from the annotation of a GenBank genome assembly.
AUGCAGCCCAAAUCUAACAAUCAACAAAAGCCCAAACCCAACGAUCAAGAAAGCCCAAACCCAACGAUCAAGAAAGCCCAAACCCAACGAUCAAGAAAGUCCAAACCCAACGAUCAAGAAAGCCCAAACCCAACGAUCAAGAAAGCCCAAACCCAACGAUCAACGAAACUUAGUAACAAAGCACCGUAUUUGACUAUCAACAAAAAUAAAGCUGACAAUAAAUUUAAUGAUUUAUUAGACCAUAUAAAGAUAGCAAAUAAUGAAGAAGCACCUCAGUUGAAUGAUGAUUUAGCGGCUGUUAGUCUUGAUGAUGAUUUAGCAGCUGUUAGUCUUGAUGAUGAUUUAGCGGCUGUUAGUCUUGAUGAUGAUUUAGCGGCUGUUAGUCUUGAUGAUGAUUUAGUGACUAUUAGUCUUGAUGAUGAAUUAGUAGUUGCUAGUCGCAUUGAGAAGACUUCUGA